Molecule: messenger RNA, 1510 nt
Organism: Amborella trichopoda
Lineage: Eukaryota; Viridiplantae; Streptophyta; Magnoliopsida; Amborellales; Amborellaceae
Product: UDP-glycosyltransferase 87A2
Molecular function (GO): quercetin 3-O-glucosyltransferase activity; quercetin 7-O-glucosyltransferase activity
Source: RefSeq, a predicted model, not a curated record
AAUUACAUAAUUCAUACCAUAUCAUGAACAAAACCCCAUAAUCUACAUGCCUCUAUCCAGGGAGGUAGAAAAUAUGCUGGGGAUAGGGAAAUCGGAUACCAGAAAUUUCGAGUCACUUUGCUCCGGAGUCCGUCACGUGGUGGCGGUACCGUUCCCGGGCCAGGGCCACAUCAACCCCAUGAUGCACCUCUGCAAGCGACUUGCAUCCAAAGGUGCAGCCAUAAGCUUUGUGGUCACAAAAGAAUGGGUUGGGUUCAUGUCGGGUCAGCCGAUUCCACCAAAUGUUCGACUUUGCCCAAUACCAAAUGUUAUACCCUCAGAGCUGAAUCGAAGCGCAGAUUGGACCGGAUUCAUUGAAGCCGUGAGCACAAAGAUGGAGGAGCCAUUCGAGCGGCUUCUAGUUGGAUUGUUAGAGACGGAGGAACGGCCGGUUUCCGUUGUUAUUGUUGACGUCUUCAUGCCGUGGGCGGCUGAUGUGGCAGAAAGAAGGGGUAUUCCGGUGGCUGUGCUUUUCCCUAUGGCGUCAGCGAUCUUCUCCAUCUACUACCACUUUGAUCUCCUCUUUUCAAAAGGCCAUUUUUCCGGCAGCUCCACUGUAAGCCAAGAAGAACAUGUCGACUACCUACCCGGCGUUUCUUUGACACGCAUACUUGAUCUUCCGCACGUGGGUGGGAGAGAGGAGGCACAACAAAGAGCAAGGUGUCUGCAGUUCUUCCAACAAUUUCAGCAAGUCAACUUCAUCCUGAUCUACUCCUUCUAUGAGCUCGAGAGUCCAACGAUCGAUGCCUUACAUGCAUUACUCCCACGUGGCCACAUUUUUCCUGUCGGUCCCUUGAUCCCCUUACCCCAAGAAAAUGAAUUCAAGACGAAUGCUAGACCAGAGGUUGACUGCUCCUCAUGGCUAGACUCACAACCUCAUGGCUCCACUCUCUAUGUUUCACUAGGUAGUCUCGUGACUGUCCCGGAUAGACAAAUGAUGGAGCUGGCCUUCGGACUUAUUGAGAGCGAAAUCCGAUUCAUUUGGGUAGCUCGAGAUCCUACGAGGAAUUUAAGAGACAUGUGCAAGGACAAUGGCCUAGUAGUUACUUGGUGUUCUCAAUCUAAGGUCUUGAGGCAUCCAUCCAUAGGGGGUUUCUUAACACAUUGUGGGUGGAAUUCUACCAUGGAAGCUGUACUGGCUGGUGUACCAAUGCUAACUUUCCCGAUUAAUUUCGACCAACCAAUGAAUAGUAAGCUAGUUACAGAUGAUUGGAAGGUUGGGCUGAGGGUUAGAAGUGGACCAAUGGGUGAAAAUGAAUUGGUCGGUAGAGGAGAAAUUGCUAGCCUUGUGAGAAGGCUCUUUGACGGAGAAGAAAGCAAAGAAAUGAGGAGGAGGAUUGAGAAGCUUAAGGAGGCUGGUCUAAAGACCUUUGAAAGGGGCGGAUCAUCAGACAUUAGCUUAAAUGCUUUCCUCGAGUCAUUAGAUUGUUGAUAUCGAUCGAUUUGCUUUAAAAAUCAGUGUAUUUUGUUU